AUGGUUCUCGUUCUAGUUAUUGGAGACUUGCACAUACCUCAUAGAGUGCACGACCUUCCCGCAAAGUUCAAGAAAUUGCUUGUGCCGGGUAAGAUACAGCAAAUAUUGUGCACCGGCAACGUCUGUGACCGCGAGACAUACGAGUACCUGCGCACCAUAGCCGCAGAUGUGCACGUAGUACGCGGAGACUAUGACGAGUCUGCUGCCUUUCCCUUGUCGAUGACCGUCAACCACUCGCCUAUACGUAUCGGUGUUGUCCACGGGCAUCAGUGCAUACCUACGGGAGACCUUGACUCCCUUGGCUCGAUCGCGCGACAGUUGGACGUCGAUGUACUCAUUUCGGGCCACACACAUACCUUCCAGGCCAUCGAGCGCGACGGCAGGUUCUUCUUGAACCCUGGCUCAGCUACUGGCGCAUGGACUGGCGCGUUCAACGGGGACCCGAUACCAUCGUUCGCCUUGAUGGAUAUCCAAGGACCGGUUGUGGUGACGUACGUAUACCAGUUGAUUGAAGGGGAAGUGCGGGUCGAGAAGGUCGAAUACCGAAAGGACGCGGAGGCUUUCGUGAUCAAGGACACGGCGCCGAAGAGCUCGGCUAUGCCGCAGGAUAUCCCGGGUGCCGCUGUCGGACAGGGUGUGUGGUAG
Peniophora sp. CBMAI 1063 is the source of this 645-nucleotide messenger RNA. NCBI's taxonomy places the organism in Eukaryota, Fungi, Basidiomycota, Agaricomycetes, Russulales, Peniophoraceae. The record is from the annotation of a GenBank genome assembly.